Messenger RNA from Spea bombifrons (plains spadefoot toad), 4658 nucleotides. It is a transcript of the gene WDR17, whose product is annotated as WD repeat domain 17. The record is from RefSeq and is a predicted model, not a curated record. The transcript is spliced from 30 exons. The coding region runs from base 142 to 4056 and encodes 1304 amino acids. NCBI's taxonomy places the organism in Eukaryota, Metazoa, Chordata, Amphibia, Anura, Pelobatidae. Gene Ontology annotation, molecular function: protein binding.
UCAGGCUUUCUCCAGCGUCCUUUAGGAAGUCUGCAUUAUUUUCUGAGCAGACAAGGUCUAUCUGUCUACUGAGCCGGGCUCUUUCUGUAGAGAGUGCCGCGUACAGCAGUCUUCUUGAAGCAGGAUACAUCUGGAAUAGAAAUGGAAAUCCUUAAGUGGUUCACAAAAUAUGAUACAUAUAUAAAGAUGAAAAUGUCUCAAGUCAAGCAGGUUGGCCUCUUGGCAGCUGGAUGCCAACCAUGGAACAAAGAUGUUUGUGCUGCUAGCGGAGACAGGUUCGCAUACUGUGCCACCCUUGCUAUUUAUGUAUAUCAGUUGGAUCAUCUUUACAAUGAGUUCAAGCUCCGUGCAAUCAUGUCAGAACAUAAAAAGACAAUCACAGCCAUUUCAUGGUGCCCUCACAACCCUGACAUGUUUGCAAGUGCGAGUGCCGAUAAUUUAGUUAUUAUUUGGAAUGUGGCUGAACAGAAAGUGGUUGCCAGACUUGACAAUACAAAAGGAAUCCCUGCUUCUCUUAGCUGGUGCUGGAACUCAGGUGACGCGGUUGCGUUUGUUUCACACAGAGGCCCUCUUUAUAUAUGGACAAUUUCUGGCCCGGAUAGCGGCGUAGCCGUUCACAAGGAGGCACAUAGUUUUCUGUCAGACAUUUGUCUAUUUAGAUGGCAUCCAAAGAAAAAAGGAAAGGUUGUCUUUGGGCACACAGAUGGCAGCCUUUCUAUCUUCCAGCCAGGAUGCAAAAGUCAAAAGCAUGUUCUGAGGCCGGAGUCUCUUGAGGGAACAGAUGAGGAGGAUCCAGUGACCGCUUUGGAGUGGGACCCGCUAUCCACAGAUUAUCUUCUAGUUGCUAAUUUGCACAAUGGAAUCCGGCUGGUAGAUUCUGAAUCCUUGUCUUGCAUCACGACAUUCAGCUUCCCGAGUGCCGCUGCUUCUGUUCAGUGCUUGGCUUGGGUACCAAGUGCUCCAGGCAUGUUUAUUACAGGAGAUUCUCAGGUCGGAGUACUGCGUGUGUGGAACGUGUCCAAGACGACUCCCAUAGAUAAUUUUAAACUAAAAAAGACUGGCUUCCAUGCUUUGCACGUGCUAAAUUCUCCGCCAAAGAAAAAAACACAUUCGCCAACUAAAAACCAUCACAUAUCAUCUACCAGCGAGGCAGUGCCUCCACCAACCCUGACACAGAACCAAGCUUUCUCCCUGCCUCCUGGUCACGCGGUCUGUUGCUUUAUGGAUGGUGGAGUGGGGCUUUACGACAUGGGAGCCAAAAAGUGGGAUUUUUUGAGGGAUCUGGGUCAUAUCGAAACCAUCUUUGACUGUAAAUUUAAGCCAGAUGAUCCUAACCUAUUAGCUACUGCAUCUUUUGAUGGAACAAUAAAAGUUUGGGAUAUCAAUACACUGACUGCUGUGUACACAUCACCAGGCAAUGAAGGAGUCAUUUAUUCUCUCUCUUGGGCACCCGGAGAUUUAAAUUGCAUAGCAGGUGCAACCUCCAGAAAUGGGGGAUUUAUUUGGGAUGUUAAGAAAGGGAAAAUGAUAACUCGUUUCAAUGAACAUGGGAAAAGUGGGAUUUUCUGUAUCUCUUGGAGUCACAAAGAUUCUAAACGUAUUGCAACUUGCAGUGGUGAUGGAUUUUGCAUCAUCCGAACAAUUGAUGGAAAAGUUCUGCACAAAUAUAAACACCCGGCAGCUGUGUUUGGAUGUGACUGGAGUCAAAAUAACAAGGACAUGAUAGCAACUGGGUGUGAAGACAAAAAUGUCCGGGUCUAUUACCUGGCAACCAGUUCUGAUCAACCUCUGAAGGUUUUCACUGGGCAUACAGCCAAGGUGUUUCAUGUGAGGUGGUCCCCCCUUAGAGAGGGAAUCCUCUGCAGUGGUUCAGAUGACGGCACUGUCCGGAUCUGGGACUAUACGCAAGAUGCCUGUAUAAAUGUUCUCAGCGGGCACACCGCUCCAGUCCGGGGUCUUAUGUGGAAUACGGAAAUCCCUUACCUUUUAAUAUCAGGAAGCUGGGAUUACACCAUACGUGUUUGGGAUACAAAGGACGGAACAUGUUUGGACACUGUUUAUGAUCAUGGGGCAGAUGUAUACGGUUUAACCUGCCACCCGAAUCGACCAUUCACAAUGGCAUCUUGUUCUAGAGAUUCCACUGUGAGACUCUGGUCACUUACACCGUUAAUAUCACCUCUGCAAAUUAAUAUCUUGGCAGACCGUCCAUGGGAAGAAAUUAUUGGUAACACUGACCGUGCAAUGGAACCUGGAGCACCACCCCUACUAUGUGGAAAAGUCUCCCGUGACAUUAAACAGGAGGUGGAUAAACUGACCGGUAAUCAGAGGGGAAAGAAAUUAAGGUGGUUUUCAGAAUGUCUUUCUCCUCCUGGAGGUAGUAAAAAUUUAUGGGACUUGAUUGCUGUUUUGAAAGGUCAAGAUGACAGUUUGCUUCCACAAAACUACUGCAAAGGAAUUAUGCACAUGAAACAUUUGGUUAGAUUUAAAACAUCUAAAGCACAAGAACUAACGACAGUAAAGAUGUCGAAAUUUGGUGGUGGAAUUGGUGCACCCAGCAAAGAAGAGAGGCUAAAAGAAGCCGCAGAGAUCCACCUGAGACUGGGACAGAUACAGAGAUACUGUGAACUAAUGGUGGAGCUUGGAGAGUGGGACAAAGCAUUAUCGGUUGCUCCAGGUGUUUCUAUGAAAUAUUGGAAAAAAUUAAUGCAAAGGCGGGCAAGUCAGCUCAUUGAAGAAGAAAAUGAUGAUGUCAUUCCUUACUGCAUCGCUACCGGAGAUGUCAAGAAGCUUGUCAAUUUUUUCACUUCCAGAGGACAACUUAAAGAGGCUUUACUUGUGGCACAGUCAGCUUGUGAAGGAAAUAUCCAGUCUGGUCAUGUUUCAGUACCGGUGGCAUCCACGACAGAUGGAAAUAACGUAGAAGAUCAUAAUGAACUUCUCCACUCAGUCAGCACACAGUUGGCAGAAUGGUAUUUUCAGGAUGGACGGGCCGUGCUCUCGGCGUGCUGUCAUUUGGCUGUCGAUAAUAUUGAGCUUGCCAUGGCUAACCUAAUCCGUGGCAAUGAGCUGGAAUUGGCUGUGUGUGUGGGCACAGUGAUUGGGGAGAGUGCGGCACAAGCAACACAAUAUGCGUUAGAACUACUGGCGAGGAAAUGCAUGACUGUUACCACAUGCUUCCCAUCCCUAGGAUACAGGGAUCUGGCUGCCGAUCUCCUCAGGAUGAUACCAAACAAUGAACUCUUUCUUGUCAAGCUGUGUGCAUUUUAUCCGGGAUGUGCUGCAGAGAUCAACGAUCUACAUACCAAAUGUAACUUGCCGCCAAUGGAAGACUGUGUGCAGCUAGCAGAGAGUUCGCACUCUGAUGGAGAUAUAUUUCAAGCGGUCAAGUAUUACUUAUUAAGUACCGAACCUGAAAAGGCUCUUCCAAUUGGGAUCCACUUUGUAAAAGAACAAAUUAGCAGUUCAGAUUGGACUUUAGACUCUAUAUGUCCGAUUCUUGACCUCCUCAGCUACAUCCGCACAGAAAGAUUGGUUCUUCACAAAUGUAGUGAAGUUCGUAAUGAGCUGCUUAUACUAUGUGGAUACGCAGGUGCAUUGCUAGCUAUAAGGAGAAACUAUGCGAGCAUUGUUCCUGCACUCUAUGAGUAUACAAGCCAGCUGCUGAAACGCCGUGAAGUAUCUGUCCCCCUAGAGAUAAAACAGCUUUCCGAGGAAUUAGAGGCUUGGAGAGUGUGUACUCUGUCCUCGAACAAGACAUGUGAAGAUCUUCCAUACACACCUCCAACAGAGUCACAAAGAAAGGUUUACGCAAGCCUGCUAUCGAAAAUAAAAGAAGAGCCUCUGAAAGGAUUGAUCGGACCAGAUUAUGUCACAGGAUCCAAUCUUCCAAGCCACUCUGAUGUGCAUAUAUCUUGUCUGACAGGGUUACGAAUACAGGGCCCUGUGUUCUUUCUGGAGGAUGGCAAAUCUGCAAUUUCCUUGAAUGAUGCUUUAAUGUGGGCAAAAGUGAAUCCUUUCUCACCUUUAGGAACAGGAAUACGACUUAAUCCCUUCUGAAAUAUUUCUGUUAUUUGCUUUCAGCUUUCUACCGGAUAACACAUGCAGGUCUGGAUAGGACUUACGUACUUCUGGUUUCUCCAACUUUCAUAGUAAUUCAUAGAAAUGGUUAAGUCAUAACCCAGUCUUAUACAUGAUGGAAAAUACAUUUUCCUCUUUGACUGCCCAAGACCAACAUGUUAUAUCAUAUGGGCUACAUUUUACAACGAAUAGAUCACAUAAGCAAUGCCAGUAGGUCAAUAGUUUCUGUCUGAUUAGAGCAUCAUUAGCUGCUUGAUGUUCAUACUUUUGUUGUACAUAUGUCAAAAUAUAAAGGAUUUAAAUUGUGAAAUUUAUAACCAUUUUUAAGUAAUUUGUACUGUAACAAUGUGUCUGGUACAGCACUCAGUAGAAAUGUGUAAGCUUGUGAUCAUAAACAUUAUACCUUAUAUAAUUUGUUUAUACAACUGUUGCCCAUACUGAAUAAAUUCUAAAACAUGGCCAUAGUUUUCUUUAAGUGAGAGAUUUUAUACAUUUUGAAAUAUUUUUUCCAUGUAAAGUCAUGGUCUCAUGCUUUUGCUCUAUUUUUAUAUUAGCUGGCAUAUAUGUAGUUUUUUUUUAGU